Molecule: messenger RNA, 1116 nt
Organism: Lolium perenne
Lineage: Eukaryota; Viridiplantae; Streptophyta; Magnoliopsida; Poales; Poaceae
Source: RefSeq, a predicted model, not a curated record
AUGUCCUCCACUCCCUCCAGCAACCCCUUUGGUGACUCCUUCUCCGACUCCGCCACCCCGAACACCGCCAUCCUCCGCGCCGUCCCCAUCAUCGACCACGUCCCCAUCAAGCUCUCCCACGACUCCGCCAACUACCACGCCUGGAAGACCUACUUCUACCUGCUCUUCCACGAGUACAACCUCCGCGACCACGUUGAUGGCUCUGCCGACCUCCUCAUCAUGGGGCGCGACUCCGAGUGGAUGGCGAUCGACACCACCAUCAUCCGCUGGCUCUUCCUCACCGUCUCGCCGGACAUCUUAAAGACUGUCGUUCGCGAGGGCGAUGACACCCACAUGGGUGAUCAGACUUUGGACGCCUACUGCCUGCGUCUCAAGGCCAUCUCUGAUGGGCUCCAUGACCUCGGGUUCCACAUAUGCGGCGAGCUCCUCCUCUCCACUCUCACCGCCAGCCUCAGCGAGGACAUCGGCAACACCGCCUCCAACCCCACCCUCAUGACCAACCCCACCUUAGAGCACGUCGUCGACUACCUCCGCCUUGAGGAACGGUGCCUCAAGGGUGUUCCCGCCCGCGCCGUCCACUCCGCCCUCGCCACUGGGAUCAGCCAUGGCACUCCGCAGCCACCUCGCCCUCUGAUGCCCAUCGUGCCUCAACAGCAGCCGCAGCAAGGCGACGGCGGCAGCCGCAACCGCCGUCGCGGCCGUGGUGGUGGUCGCGGGGGUGGUCCUCGCCCCGGGUACCCGCAGGCCCUGCCGCCGUGGAGUGGCGGCUACAACCCCUGGACAGGGGUCUUGCACGCCUACACCAUGUCGGUGUCCCACCCUCCUGCCCCCGGCAUCAUCGGCCCAUGUCCGCCGACUCAUCGGGCCUUCUUCACCACGCCGCAGCAAGCCACUGGUGCCCUGCCCUACCGCGACUUCACGCCGUACGCCGCCCCACCACCGGCCGCGCCGGCCCCCUGGGAUCCUGCACUCUACACCGCCCUGGAGUACGCGCCCCCGCUGGGCUCCUACACCGGCAGCGGUGACUGGUUCGUGGACACCGGCGCUUCCGCCCACAUGGCUGCUCACCCGGGACGCCCGUACCCGGAUGGUUCUGCAGCACUGUUAGAUCCCUGA